GAGGGCAUCGCUGGCGGCCGCUUCCCGCGGCUCAGCAGGUCCGCGCUCUCCCCCGCUGCUCGGCCUCCUCGAUGCGCGGAGGCAGGAGGCGGCGGCGGCGGCCACGACGCGGGUUUCGUUCGCUGCCUGAGCGCUCCGGGCGGCGAAGAGCCGAGCCAGCAAGCCAGCCAUCGGCCGGCUGCCUCUAAUCUGCCUCCCCGCUGGCCGGCUCCUGCGCUCUCUGCCCGACCGCGCUGCCCUCUCGCCUUUCUCCCCCGCCUCUCCCGGCCAACGGUGCUCGCCAGCAAACUGUCUUCAUGAGCCCCGAGGAUGUCCGGAAAGCAUUAUAAAGGCCCCGAAGUGAGCUGCUGCAUCAAGUAUUUCAUCUUCGGCUUCAACGUCAUCUUCUGGUUCCUGGGCAUAGCAUUUCUUGGAAUUGGACUUUGGGCAUGGAAUGAAAAAGGAGUGCUGUCCAACAUCUCUUCCAUUACUGACCUGGGUGGAUUUGAUCCAGUUUGGCUCUUCCUUGUGGUUGGAGGAGUGAUGUUCAUACUGGGCUUUGCAGGAUGCAUCGGUGCUCUGCGGGAGAAUACUUUUCUUCUCAAGUUUUUCUCAGUCUUCCUUGGAAUAAUCUUCUUCCUGGAACUCACAGCGGGUGUUCUGGCAUUUGUUUUCAAAGACUGGAUCAAAGACCAGCUGUAUUUCUUUAUCAACAACAAUAUCCGAGCAUACAGAGAUGACAUUGAUUUGCAAAAUCUCAUAGACUUUACCCAAGAAUAUUGGCAGUGCUGUGGGGCCUUUGGGGCUGAUGAUUGGAACCUCAACAUUUACUUCAACUGCACAGAUUCCAAUGCUAGUCGAGAACGAUGUGGAGUACCUUUCUCUUGCUGCACUAAAGAUCCUGCUGAAGAUGUCAUUAAUACUCAGUGUGGUUAUGAUGCCCGACAAAAACCAGAAGUUGAUCAACAGAUUGUUAUUUACACAAAAGGUUGCGUCCCACAGUUUGAAAAAUGGCUGCAGGAUAACUUAACCAUAGUGGCCGGCAUAUUCAUUGGAAUUGCAUUAUUACAGAUAUUUGGCAUAUGCUUGGCUCAAAAUUUGGUUAGUGAUAUUGAAGCUGUCCGAGCCAGCUGGUAAAACUCUUCAAUGUAAGCCACACAAGACCUUGUGGGUUACCACAGUUCUCAGAAGGCUCCAUGUGGUCCACAUGGACUCAAAGCUAUGUGAAAAUGAGGAACAGAGAAGUUUUAAGUUCUCAGCUGAUUAGAACAGCAUUUUAUCUUUGUUGAUUUCAGAAUGAGCAGCUCCAGCCACUUAGUUGUGAUGAAUGCUAUUAAAACAGCCAGUCGAAAAUGUACUGAGCCAUGAAUCUCUACUGUAUCCUUGACUGAGUAAACUGGAGGAUAUUUCUUCCGUGUCUUGUGUGUUGUGUGUGUGUGGCAAGUGGUCUGUGUCAAUGGAACCUCAGUAGAUGCAUCCUUAUGUUUUCUGUGUUGCAGCAGACCCUCAAUGAGGCAAUUUCCUUUUGCCAUUAAAGAAGUGACCAAGAGACCUAAUGUUUCUUUGGGAAGAAAUCCCAGAAAGAGGCAACUAUUUAUCUACUUCUCAUAUGCUUUGUUUUCUGGCAAAAAAAAAAAUCAUCACUCUUCCACAGGAAAUUCAGUAUCAGUUCUAUUACGUCCUCUGUCAAAUAACAACAGCUUUAAUUAUUUUCCAACCUCUGGCAAUCUUUAUUUCAUUGGACACUUGGAACUGUGGAAUCAGCAAACUUCAGGAAAGACCUAAAAUAGAGAUAAUUCUCCAUCUGCAUUAGUCGCUAGCAAUAUGUAAAUGAAGAAGAGAUGAAGGUAUUCAUGCUGGGUGGUUUGAUGAUGAGAUUGAGAAAUGCGAUGAACUUAGAAGCAGAAACACAAGCACAGUGUAUUCAGUUUCAUGGAUAAAAUGAAUUUUAAAGAAACAUCUGUUUGGAAGUUUCUGAUGUCUUCAUGUAGAAGAGCAAAUGCUUUUUGUCACAUUAUAACCCUUUCUAAGUAUAUCUUCUUAUGCCCUCUUCAUCGAUUUGGUGUACACUUUUUAAAAUUGCUACUCCUUUUUGAUUCGCUCAGUUUGAGUGGGCUUCCAAUUCAAACAAAUGUGAAUGAAAUGCUGACCAAUUUUCAUUCCUUGGUUUGUGUUUUGUGCUGGCUUCAUUACCACUUAGUUGCCACUGCGUUUCCUUUGUGUCUAGUUAAAGUAGAAACCUUAAUGAAAUAUGUAUCUCAUUUUUCAAGCAGGAGCAACAUUUGUACAGCAAUACUGUGCGUGCUUGUGUAUUUCAUUUUGAGUCACUUUCAGUAAAUGUAUGAUCAUCUAGGUUUUUUGUCUGGGGUGUUCAACCUUGGCAAUGUCACAAGUUGUGGACUUCAACUCCCAGAGUUCCUAGCUACCACUGACUGGAAUUCUGAGAGUUGAAGUCCACAAGGUUUAUAAUUGCCCAUGUUGGACACCCCUGUUUUAGGUUUUGUGUACAUUAAGUACCAGCAGGAAAAAAAAAUUAUGAUGCCUCUGUGAAAAACAAACAGAAUUUGGCUAUCAAGGAUAUGAAUUUGGGCUUAGUCCCACUCUUUUUUCAGGGUUGGCAGGAGAGAUGACAAUCCUUUCAAAUUCGGCAGUGACUGAAAAUUAUUGUUAAGUGAAGUAGAACAUGGAAAGGAUAAAUAUUUGGGUUCUACUCGUGUGCAAUAGCUAUUUUAGAAACACUAACUUCCCCAACCUGGUGUCACCAGAAGUAUUAGGGAUACAACUCCCAAGAAUUCAUAGCUAGCAUUGAUAGGCACCAAGUGGGGGAAUGUUGCCCUAAUUUGAAAAGGAAAACAAGUAAAUACAUGAAUGUCUUAUUCAACUCUCUUGAGUUUUGUACACAGAGCUAAACGUUCUAACUGCACCUGGUAUUACUUCACAUAACCUUUUGUCUAGGUAACUGAGUUCUGAUCAGGCUCCUUAAAUGGGUAACUGGGGUACAUUUAACCAUGCAGAGCUCUGCAAGUUAUAUUUGUGUCAGUCUCAUUCAGUGAAUAAAUUCUCUUAGUUUUUUAUUAGUGAAUUGCUUAAGUGAAAGAAACCAGCAAUGCGGAAUAAAACAUACAGUGGAUGAAAAUUUAAUGAAUUCUUAUGAAUCUCUAGUACUUGAAUAGCUUAGUUGUAGUACAUUCCAGAAACCAAACGUGAAAGAUGCUGAUGUAAGAUGUACUGAAUAAACAUUCCUUCUUUUUUGCUGCUCUUGUACAUUUCUGGAAAAUUUCCAUGUUUCUGUUUAGGUAUAAUAACGCUAUAGAUGUUUAACUUGUUUUCAGUUUUCUUUUCCUAUUACUUUUUUUCUUCCAUUACCAAGCUGUUUUAUAACUGACAGAUGGUAGACCAUAGUGCUAAAGCUUCUUAUUAAUUAAACAAAGUUAUGUGGUUAGGCAUAUCAUUCUAUCUUUUGGUAAAAGAUAUUGAAAUAUCUUACUGAUUGUACAGCAUUAAGAGGUUGUCUUCUUGGUCCCAGUGGUGAAUAAGCUUAAUAACAUUUUUAUAUAUAGAGAAAAAUGGCAAUCAUUUUGUUUGCAUACAAAACAUGUUUAUUUCUUGGAGUCCUGCAGGAAAUCAGGAACUCUUAUUUUUUUAAAAUAGUUCCCUCCUUAUUUUGUCUUGGUCGUGUCCCUUGGUGCAAAUAGAUAAUGUAAUUUUAAUUAUCGGGUAUGUAGUUGCCUUCUAUUAGCCUGUGCAUGAUUAAAAUUCACAUAUUUCUUCCAGAAUCCCACAUUUGUUUUCAAAACAAGGGUGAGCUUGAAAGAGCUUUCAAAUAACUUUCUCAUAGCAAAUGCUCAUUCCCAAAGGUAACGCAAAAAAUUGUGGACAUAGAAACAAAUUAUUAUGAUCUUACCAAAAAUGUCCAGAGCUGGAAAUGACCCCGUUUCAAGCAUGAAACAUCCUGUCUAAGCAAAUUUCUUUUAGCUUAAAAUAUUUUGAAUUAGAAAUGUUUUACACACUUCUAAUACCCACAGUUAAACAUUAAUCUCUGAGAUGUUCCAUCUGGCAAAUAGAAUUUAAUGAAUAAUAGGCCCUAACUAAUGUAAAGCUACAGUCUUUGUAUCAUGGAAAUUUUACAACUGUAAGGUGAAGUUUCUUGAAGUAAUAAAAUAGAUGCCAAUUAUAUGUCUACAGAGAGUACUGAAAUAGUAUAGGUAGUCCUCAAGAUAUGACAUUAAGAAAGCCUGCCCAUUACAAUUGCAUGUCUCGAUGGUCGUUAGGUGAAACACCUCAUCUAAUAAACCCCCACCCCUGCUCUCCCUAAUGAAUUAUUAAAUGAACGUGUGAGUCGUUAAGUGGAGUGUGGGGUGCCUCCUGGAUUUGGAGGCCUAGCACAGGCCUAGGCUCACCUGUUGUGGCCCUCACAAGGCCUCACCCCCAAGAUGCCCCACUUCCCGUGCCUUGGAUCCCAACAGGUCUUUUCUCAUUCCCACUGAGUCUUCCCAGGCCGAAGGCCUUAUCUACCCUGCCCCCUCCCCCCCAAAAAAACCCCAGAUCAAAUAUCUUUCUCCUCACUUACCUUUUGAAGAACUACGAGGCCUUCCAGAGUAGAGAUCUCCAAUCUUGGC
Pseudonaja textilis is the source of this 4598-nucleotide messenger RNA. It is a transcript of the gene TSPAN5, whose product is annotated as tetraspanin 5. The record is from RefSeq and is a predicted model, not a curated record. Gene Ontology annotation, cellular component: plasma membrane. NCBI's taxonomy places the organism in Eukaryota, Metazoa, Chordata, Lepidosauria, Squamata, Elapidae.